Molecule: messenger RNA, 673 nt
Organism: Rubroshorea leprosula
Lineage: Eukaryota; Viridiplantae; Streptophyta; Magnoliopsida; Malvales; Dipterocarpaceae
Source: the annotation of a GenBank genome assembly
ACAAAUUGUAAUACUGUAUGUUAUCUUCUAGUCUUUUUCUUUUAGUUCUUUGGGACAUCGCUAUGGUGAUUAAUUGGAGGAGGGGUUGAGGAAACUGGGGGAUUUGAACUCUGUCCGGUUGAGAACAUGGGGGUACUAGUGGAGGAGGCAGAGGCGCUGUUGGCUGGAGGGCGGUCGGUUGGAGUGUGGGGGUUGGUGUUUGGUUUGGGAUGGCUAGGGUGGUGGAAGGCGCACCAUGGACUAGAUUGGUUGGUGGUGGGGGAGAGAGGCGAGAAAGGGACUAUUAUAGGCGGACGAACAGCAAACAUGGUGGGAAUCUGGUAGGGCUUGGUGGUGGGGGAGAGGGGCGAGAAAGGGGACUAGUAGGGGCAGAAGAACAGCGGACGUGGGGGGCUUUGGUAGGGCUUGGCGUGGAGGAAUCGGAGGUAAGUGGUGUGGCGGUAUGUGGAGGCUGCGUGAUGUGUUGUUGGCUUGGAGGGAGUGCGACAGCUGGCAAAGGUCCUGAUUGUUUUGGCGGCGACAAAGAUUGGGUGGUGGCUACCGGUGGACUAGAUUGGAUCAAUUUUUUUGAGAUUUGAUUGGGUGGAGUUAAAAUUUCUCGGAUUUAAUAUGAUCCCGAAAAUUCAGGGGUUGAAUUUAAUAUGAUACUGAAAAAUCAAGAGCUGAAUGCAAG